Messenger RNA from Eremothecium gossypii ATCC 10895, 996 nucleotides. RefSeq lists its product as uncharacterized. The record is from RefSeq and is marked provisional. The transcript has a single exon. Bases 1 to 996 code for a protein of 331 amino acids. NCBI's taxonomy places the organism in Eukaryota, Fungi, Ascomycota, Saccharomycetes, Saccharomycetales, Saccharomycetaceae. Gene Ontology annotation, molecular function: glutaminyl-peptide cyclotransferase activity; zinc ion binding.
AUGCUAAGGGGGACUUCGAUAUGGUGUCUCGUAUGGUAUCUGGCAUGGCAGGCGGCGGUGGGUGUUCUCUGGGCUGGGCGCACACGAGCGCAUCUGCUAGGGCAAGGGCACUACGGCGGCACUUUGGAGCUGGCGAUGGGCCUAGAGCGGGCAACGAACGCCAGCCUCCUGAGGCCGUUUAACCGCACAAGAGUUAGCGGGAGUGCGGGGUCGCACAGCGUGCAAGAGUUUGUGCGGUCGUACUUUGCAGGCUUGAAGCAGCCCUGGCAAGCCGAGACGCAGCAAUUCUCCGAAGCGGGGCACAAGUUCGCGAAUAUGGUGUUCACGCUUGGCGGCGGGGAGCGUCAGCUGGUGUUGGCUGCGCACUACGACAGCCUGGCCCGGCCCGAGGGGUUUAUCGGCGCGAUAGAUAGCGCAGCAAGCUGCGCAAUGCUACUUUAUGUCGCACAGGUGCUGGAAGCCCUGCGGAUAGAUUUCCCUCUUGACGGGGAGGAGCGCUUCACGGGCCUGAAGCUGGUGUUCUUCGACGGCGAAGAGGCGUUCGAGCAAUGGAGCCCCGAAGAUUCGCUGUACGGCUCUCGGCACAUGGCGGAAAAAUGGGAAAGGGACGGCACGCUGCAAGAUGUGCAGCUGCUGGUGCUGCUGGAUCUCCUGGGCGGGCCCGGCGAAGACCUGGUUCCCAGCUACUUCAAAGAAACGCACCACUACUACGAGGACCUGUGGGUGAUCGAAGCGAAGUACAACAGCGAGUACUCGGUUUCUACGAGCUACCUGGACCCGUCUGCCAAGGCCCGCGUCUACAUCGACGACGACCACAUGCCGUUUCUGAGGCGCGGGGUGCCCGUGUUGCAUCUGAUCCCUUCGCGCUUCCCGCCCAACUGGCACACACUGGAAGACGACUUCGCACACUUGGACGCCGAAGCGGUCAAAAAGUGGACUGUGAUGCUUGUGGAGUUCACUUUACUGCAGCUGGGCUGUUAUUGGGACUGGGAGUAG